AUGGCUGAAGACCAACUAUCUGGAGAACAAUCGCCCUCGGAGGAGACGCCGCUCAUCACGCGUGCGUCUCCGGCGAUAGAAGAAAGUCGCAUUCAUGUCUCCUACGUCAGAGGGUCAAUCAUUGUUCUAUCUAUGGGGCUGCUGUUGUUUAUUCAGACUACCAACAUGUCGAUGAUGACUACGGCACAGUCAGAUAUUGCGGCCGACCUAGAUGCUUUUUCGGAGACAACCUGGUUCAAUUCGGCUUAUCUGAUUGCCGUGUCCAGUGUCACUCCCGUUGCGGGCCGACUCUCUCAGAUCUUCAGGCCCCGGUUAUACAUUCUCUUCUCCUGUGUGCUUCUGGCUUCUGGCCUCUUCAUCACCGCGGCUGCGCAAAGCCUUACAGUGUUUCUCCUCGGGCGUGCAGUGUCUGGAUGUGGAGGUGGCGGUCUUAUGAUUACGGCUAUCAUAUUGACCCUGGACCUGGCAAGCAAAAAGCGAAGAGGUCUCUUCAUUGGGUUAAUUAAUGUUGGAAUGACAACAGGUAUUGCGACCGGUGCAGUACUUGCAGGUAUACUGACGCCGACUUACGGAUGGCGUGUUAUAUUCUGGAUCCAAGCCCCUCUUGCCUUGAUUCUAGGUCCGGUCCAGUUUUUUGCUAUUCCAAAUGAACUUGGCGAAGGAAAUUCACAAUCUCAGGAUCGGACGCUGCUACAAAAGCUGGCCAAGGUGGACUAUCUUGGGGCCCUGGCUUUGGCAUCAUCCGUCUUCCUACUACUGUAUAGCCUUGCGUCGCCCGAAAUCGCUGUCACACCUAUAAUUCUGUUCCCUAUAGUCUUUUCCGGCUUCUUACUGAUAGAGUCGAAUUUCGCUUCGGAGCCAAUCAUUCCGGUGGAAUUGCUCAAAAUGAGAAGUGUUCUGUUGACAUGUCUAGCAGGCCUUCUAUCAAUGAUGGCUCGUUGGUCUGUUCUCUUCUUCUCGCCCACGUAUGCAUUGGUGGUCCGUAACUGGUCUCCGGCGUCGGCCGGGUUGAUCCUGGUGCCAACGAAUGCAGGUUUUGGGCUGGGUGGCGUCCUAGUUGGAUGGAUCCAUAUCCGUAAAGCUGGAAGCUACUACAUUUCCUGUCUUGUCACAUUCUUUCUUUUCGGACUGUCAGAGCUUUCGUUAGCAGCGCUUUCCACGCCCGACUCACCCACUGCUGCUUAUAUAUUCUUCACUUUCCUCAACGGUCUCUCCAUCGGCGCAAUGAUGAACUACAGCCUAUCACACCUCCUUCACCUCACCCGCCCGGACGUGCAUUACAUCGUAACCGCCCUACUCGGCAUGUCGAGAGGAUUUGCGGGGAGUUUUGGAUCGGCAAUUGGCGGAGGUUUCUUCCAACGGGAACUGAAACGAGGCUUAGAAACCGGCUUUGCCGACCAUGGGUUGGGGAGGAACGAUGAGCUCAUCCGAAAGCUUCUAGGGAGCCCUGCGUUGGUGGGCAGCUUGACUGGUGUUGAGCGCGCGGUUGCCAUACAGAGUUAUGAGCAGUCUGUGAAGACCUUGCUCCUGGGGAGUUUUGUGAUCACGCUUGUGGCGGUGGCUGCUCAGGCCGGGACAGGCUGGACGCCUUUUCAUGAUAAGGAGAAGAGGAGGGAAGAUCUGGAGAGUGUAGACCGAGAUGACUAG
Molecule: messenger RNA, 1647 nt
Organism: Aspergillus melleus
Lineage: Eukaryota; Fungi; Ascomycota; Eurotiomycetes; Eurotiales; Aspergillaceae
Product: putative MFS multidrug transporter
Exons: 6
Coding region: 1-1647 (548 amino acids)
Biological process (GO): basic amino acid transport; transmembrane transport
Cellular component (GO): fungal-type vacuole membrane
Molecular function (GO): basic amino acid transmembrane transporter activity
Source: RefSeq, a predicted model, not a curated record